This is a messenger RNA of Pocillopora meandrina, 2515 nucleotides long. NCBI's taxonomy places the organism in Eukaryota, Metazoa, Cnidaria, Anthozoa, Scleractinia, Pocilloporidae. The record is from the annotation of a GenBank genome assembly.
AGAAAAGAAAACAUUCUUUGAGAGUUUGACAACGUAAGUGUACACAUACAUUGUAUUUAGAACUUUGUUCAGACUAGAACUUUUUUGUUAUUCAAGAAGUCGCAAACAUUGCCAAGAAACCUGUGAACUUUUGAUGAUUUCAUCUCGUGUGUUUGCACUUUUCUCUUUCUUAAAAUCGUUCAAAACUUCAAGCCCUGAUAUUCCUCGAAGUUUUACCACUGUUCUUCAACAGAAUAGAAGGCUAGACUUCAAAUAUCAUCUGUAAGUCAUACCACAAUUAGGUCGAAGGAAAAUUCUUAAAAUUUGUUCGCAUGACAGAUCAUAAAUUUUUGCACUCUGUCAAGCAGGGCACAGAGUUAGCUAAAACAGAUUCUUACAGAUACUUUAUAGUUCAUUUACAUCACUCAUGCUGUUUUAUUCAGAGAACAUUUAUAUAGAAGAUAGAGCAUAUUCCUGGAUGGCAGAAAUGUGUCUUAUUUGUUUCAUUAUUCAUUAUUCUUGUGUAUUAUGUGAGGAGUGUUUUACACACAUGAUUGAAGAUGUGCAUUGUUAGUCACAACCGAGUCAAAGCGCAGUCGGCCGGUGCGGUCAAAAAUGUUAACGCAACCAAAAUUUUUUUUCAAGAAAGUAUGAUCUGUUUUGCAAUAGUCCUUUAUAUCUGGAUAACUACAUUUAGUGGUGAGAUAUGAAGACUGAGUGUCAUGGAACAAAGCAUUUUGCGCUGUAUCACAGUCAAGUGCUAUCAGUAAAUAGAUACCAAGUUAUUUCAACAUGUCUGACAAAAAGCAGUUUUCUUCCAUUCAGUAGCGUCUUAUUAACAUUCGAGGGCAUGUCAGGUUCGUUCCUCUUUUUUCAAUAUUUUAACUUUUUAUCAAGGGCUAGGUGACAUGAACCCCACCCUCUCCCCUAACCCCCUCGUCCCAACCCCUCUUCGAGGUAAACCUUAAUUGUCGAUGUCUUGGAAAUGUUCACACGGUCAAAAAAAAGGUUCUCUGUCAGCCGAAAUGAUAUAAGUGACAUCUAUUCCGAUUUAUGCUUUGCUAACUUUGUUUUCUUUUUUAAUCGAAACGCCAGGUUAAUUGUACAAGCACAGGAGCAACUGCCUCUCACGGCUGCAAGCACCAAGAUGUCCCGUUCAAAAACUCUCCUUCGAGAAAUAAUUGACUCUAACCACCGAAAACUAAACAGACACUCGCGCUUUGCUCCUCCGAAGACGAACACUCUUAAACACCUGCAGAACGAGUUCAGAAAAACAAUUCCCCGCCCGCGAUAUGCAUUUGUCACGUUGGUGAUGUGUGGUGACGAUUAUGUUAAAGAAGCACUAACCUUGGCUUGGUCUCUAAGGCAACAGAAAACAAUGCACGAACUGAUAGUCAUGGUUACGCCUGACGUCAGCGUUUCAGCGAUGAAGCUACUGCGCAAACUCUAUGAUCGCGUAAUCAAGGUGCAGUACAUUAAAACCAGAGUAAAAAGUGCCCUGAGAGGGAAAAAGUACCGAAGCGAACAUAAAUGGAUAGAAUUCAGUUUGACAAAAGCGCGCAUGUUAAAACUCACAGAAUAUGACAAAAUAGUUUGGUUGGAUGCAGAUUCGCUUGUUCUCAACAAUAUCGACCACCUCUUUGACCUUUCAACUCCAGCUGGUGUGUGCUCCAGCAUCAGAAAUCAUGAUUAUUGGCAUGGCUCUAAGAUACCCGAGUUAGAAAUCGAAAGUGCUGUUGAGAACAAUUAUGGUGUCCAUGGAUGCAUCAUGGUGCUGACACCAAAUUUAGAUCAUUACCUGUUGGCAAGUUCUUUGCCUCAAGUUGGAACCACUGCUAACUUUGUCGGACCUGAUGAAUUUUUCUUCACGCAGUUGUACAAGACCGAGUGGCAUCAUAUCCACAUCAAGUACGCAUGUACAAAGUGGUUUUACGAAAUGCGAGACGUAAAACCGAAUGUGAUUCAUUUCUUUGGCGACAAACCAUGGGAGGACGAGAGCGACUGGGACGGAGUAAGAAAGUGGAGGGAAGCAGCGCAAGGCAUGGUACGAGUCUGUCCUAAAAUGUCGGAUUUGUUCGUGACACUAGGUCAGCCGAGUUCUCGACGAAGUCACCACGAAGUAAGGUUCUCAGCGAGUUGUGAAGUAUCCGGAGUAAGGACGCAAAGUUCAACGCCGCCUAAAUUGCGUUUCGGGAACUCUUGAAAACGUCAAGAUAGCAUCAUCAUCUUUUUUCGCCAAAACGAGAUAUCGUAUAAAUACUGGUUUACCUCGCAAAUUCAGAGGGACAGAUGGUACACAUCAAGCUGAUAUGUAGUUAGCACCAUAUUCUCUUACCAACGUUGCCCUUGAGUCACACAUCAAGGUCACGAGAACAAGAAAAUGAUAACCUUCUUAAGUUGAUUGUUAAACAAAUUCUCCUUGUCAGCACAUUAGAAAUGUUAGGAGAGUAUUAGGGAGAAUAUAAAUACUGAUGUCUGGGCUUAAAGGGUUAAAGCCUGUCACAAAUACACCUAGUAAUGGCCCAGUUAACCAUCG